AUUGAUUCGACAUCGAUUCGACAUCGAUUCGACAUCGAUUCGACAGUAUCGAUAGGUAUCGAUAUCAGGAUCUGAAACUAUGGAGAGAUCGGAGAGUUUGGAGGUUUCGGUGACAGUCCACAGCCUUGGAGGGGACAUCCUUUUGGAGACAUGUUCGGUGUCUUCGAUCCAGGAUAUCCAUGAGCUGGCAGAUGCGUCGGCUCAGAAGCUGAAUGCGAAGAAGUGUCACAUGGUCUCCUCUGACGGGAAAAUCAUCUCUGAGUUUUUUGAUCUGAAAAAUCACGAUCGACUCACAGCAGUGGCGCAACAUGUGAGCCCUUUGUUGCAAUUAGUCGGGUUGCAGAACGCACAGGGCGACCUGGUGGACGCAACAUACGCAACUGUACCGAUGGAAUUGCUGGAGCAGAUAGCUUUGGAGGUCGCUUCUGGGCUUGCGCACAUCGCCUGUUGGUUCGGAGGUCCUCAGCAUCUCGCUGGGUCUCCGAGUCUUCCCUGGAGGUUCGGCUCCUUACCGCCUCCUGGUCCUUUCAAUGACGAGAUGCGACUGAGGAUUGGGCCCGGCACUCCCGUGGUACAUCUGGGCGCCAUGGUGGUUUUGUCCAUCACAGAUGGUUUGCCAUGUUUUCCUGCCGUGCAAAAGAUCAGAGCAACCAGAGAGCUAACAGUUGAUGACAUCAUCAAGAUCCGAUCUGCCCAUCAAGAUGAAUGCAACAAGAACAAAAUGAAGUUGCUGGAACAGCAUCCAGGGGCAGAUACAGUGCUGGCUAUCAUGAGCUUGGUGAGGUAUACAGCGGAGGAAGUGUUCUUUGAGCUUAGGCACCGCGCCGUGAAGCUUGGAGAGGACAUCUAGGAAGACGAGGUGGACUCUCAACUCAUCUCGACUCGUCGACUCAAAUUUCAAGUGACUCAAAUGAAACGACAACGAGACUCGAUUCGUCGAGUUUCGUCGAGUUCCGUCGAGUUUCGUCGAUUCCUUGGCAAAACUCGGCGCUCUCAUUUUGUUUCGGGAAGAUUCCGAAUCCUUGGCCUCCAUGGGUCGGGUAGAGGGGUUUCUCAGAAUCUCUGUGACAGCAACUGGGUCGUAAGCGAAAUUCGGAGCAUGCCCUCGGUGACAUGCUGUCCCUGUGAUAGGGAACAGGAAAAUGGACACAUCGGACAGGAUAUAUCAAAGGCAGUCACAAG
Cladocopium goreaui is the source of this 1182-nucleotide messenger RNA. NCBI's taxonomy places the organism in Eukaryota, Dinophyceae, Suessiales, Symbiodiniaceae. The record is from the annotation of a GenBank genome assembly.